AUGGCGCACAGACAUCACGGCUGCAGGGUUUCUCCCCCAAAGACGUGUUGCCUACUCCUUUUAGUAGCGGCAUUGUUAACAGUUCUAUGUAACCGAUCUGCCUCCGCGAACGGCGGAAUCGCGACUUCUCCUCCCGACUCGCUCUCCUCCUACUCCAAUGUAGCGUUGCUGGAUCCGCGGUUCGAGCUCUACUGGACCGUUAACAGUAGCGACGCCACCAUCCACAUGGCAGUGAAUGCCAAAACGAAGGGAUGGUUCGGUAUAGGCAUCUCCGAGAUUGGCUCCAUGGUGGGCUCAGAUGCCCUCGUCGCAUGGGUCGCACAGUCCGAAGCCCGCGCAUAUGCGACGGAUCGCUUCAUCUUCAACAAGACCACCGACGGAAUCGCACUCGACGACAAGCAGGACUGGCAUGUGCUGGGCGGCAGCCAGACCACCAACCAAUCCACGGGCGACACGUGGACCACCGUGCACGUGUGGCGCCAGCUGGACACGGGUGACUGCAACGACCGUCCCAUAGUUCCGGGGAAGCUUCACAACGUCAUCUGGGCCAUGGGCGCCACGACUGACGUCAGCUAUCACAGCUCCGACCGCGGCUCUUCCGCCCUCGUGCUCGCGCCUGCUCCUGGCCCCUCCAUUGUCGCGCCUGCGCCUCCCCCCUCCGCCUCCUCCUCCGCGUCCGCUGCGUCUCUCUCUGCGCCGCAGCCGGCGCAGCAGCCGGCGCAGCAGCAGCAGGAGAGCAUGCUAAAUUUCACGUUCACGAAUUACCGCCUGCCAACGGACUUCACGACCUAUCGCUGCAAGCACGCCAAUCUGCCGCCCUUCCGCCCAUCCGCCGCCCGUCUGCCAAUCUGCCGCCCGUCCGCCACUCCGCCGCCCAUCUACCAAUCUGCCACCCGCCCAGCGCUCCUUUUACAGCCAGCACGACACUUCUGUGUACUCCGAAUUGAGAGUUUCCUUUCCUUCCUCCUGCCCCCCUCACAUCACAGCAAGGAGUACGGCAAUCUCAAGGGUGCAGGGGCUGACUUUGACUGUCUACACGACACGCCAUGUGCCACCACUGUCGCCGUGUGGGCUGUGGGCGGCAGACCCUUCACCUUCCCGCCCAAUGUCGGCUACCCCAUCGGCCCCGGCUACUUCACCAAGUUCGUGCUGCAGGUGCAUUUCACCAAUCCCAAGGGCCGCGCAGACCUCAUCGACAACUCUGGCCUCUACCUGAAGCUGGCGCCAUCUCUCCGCCCCAUGGACGCGUCCAUCAUGCUCACGGGCCCUGUGUCCUACGAGUACCUCAUCAAGAUCCCCCCCGCCAUGCCCUCGUGGACGCAAGUCAGCACGUGCCCGGGCGAGUGCACCUCUGCUGUCUUCCAGAACGAGAGUGUGAAGAUCAUUGGGUCGUUCCUGCAUCUGCACACGCUGGGGCGACAGUUAUACACGGAUGUGUUCAGAAAGGGCAGCAAAGUCGCCACCAUCAGCCGUCAGGACUACUACGACUUUGCAUCGCAGCAGACCAUACCCUUCACGCCAGAGUUUGAGCUGCUGCCAGGGGACGAGCUGCGUACCUCCUGUGUGUGGGACUCCACUGACCGCACCAACGUACGUGUCCCCCCCCUCCCCCCCUUCCUCCCACAACAUGCACGUUAG
Molecule: messenger RNA, 1638 nt
Organism: Closterium sp. Yama58-4
Lineage: Eukaryota; Viridiplantae; Streptophyta; Zygnematophyceae; Desmidiales; Closteriaceae
Source: the annotation of a GenBank genome assembly